Molecule: messenger RNA, 246 nt
Organism: Plasmopara halstedii
Lineage: Eukaryota; Oomycota; Peronosporomycetes; Peronosporales; Peronosporaceae
Exons: 2
Coding region: 1-246 (81 amino acids)
Source: RefSeq, a predicted model, not a curated record
AUGGGCCCCAACUUACUCAUCUGGGAGUAUAGAACUCAACGCCAAUCCCUGCCAGUUUCAUCAAGCCGUGACUAUGCAUUUGCUCUCCAUCCUGGGUCGGACGGAGCCUUACACGCUUACACGCCUAUGUGGAUCUUACAGAGACACCGACACUUAGAGCAGCAGCGGUCGAAAACCUUGGUAUUCCUCAUGACGGAUACCGUUGAUUUAACACUGGCUGAGAAAGACGCGACUCCUCACCUGUGA